Molecule: messenger RNA, 249 nt
Organism: Penicillium brevicompactum
Lineage: Eukaryota; Fungi; Ascomycota; Eurotiomycetes; Eurotiales; Aspergillaceae
Product: DUF1748 domain-containing protein
Exons: 1
Coding region: 1-249 (82 amino acids)
Cellular component (GO): cytoplasm
Source: RefSeq, a predicted model, not a curated record
AUGACACCCUCCGGUGUCGCCGAUCUGGCAUAUUCUGGGAGCUUUGAACUAACUCUGUCACCCCGUGCACCCCUGUUCAACGGGAUGUGCACGUGGGAUCUUCACAGCCCCAGCCUCAACUCAGACAACAUCACCGAGAACAAAGACGUCAAGAAAUGGGUGGACAGCUACCUCGGAGUUGGCGAGUGGGUGAUGGAUCAAUCUGUCGCUGUGAUGGGCUCAUCCGCCUGGUUUGAACGCCGCCGAUGA